AUGGGGCCCGGCGGCGUGGUUAGCGGAUCUGUAGCUGACGCGACGGUGUGCGCGGCACAGGCGCUGCCAACGGGAGCACACGCGAGCAAGUCUCCAAGAUUUGCGGGCGCGGCUGCCGCAGGCGCCAGCACCGCGGAGAGCGCCGAGGCGAAGGGGGAAGGACUCGUGAAGGAUUUUGGGCAAGACCAAAGAUUAAAUGGUGUGGGCAAUGAGGUGUCUGCUGCUUCAGUACCAGGCUCACAGGAACAGGAGCAGGCACUGGAACUCGAAGUGAAAGGACUGAAGAAAUUGUUCAAGACAAAGAAGGGAAUCUUUACAGCUCUUGAUGGAGUUGAUAUCAAAAUCAAACCCAAGUCGACUGUUGCACUGCUGGGCCCCUCUGGAUCAGGCAAAACCACACUGCUACGAAUCAUUUCUGGCCUGGAGGAGCCCACCGAAGGGGCAGUGUACUUUGAUGGUGUCGAUGUGACAUCUGUACCAGUGCAAGAUCGGAACCUGGGAUUUGUAUUCCAGAGUUAUGCCAUGUUCAAACACAUGAGUAUUGCAGAUAACAUUUCAUUUGGUUUGAGAAUACGGAAGAAAGAUGUCGACAUAGACAAGAGGGUUGAAGAGCUGCUGGAAUUGGUGGAGCUGCCCGGAAUUGGCAACCGGUAUCCUUCCCAGCUCUCUGGUGGCCAGAGACAGAGAAUUGCUCUUGCGCGAGCACUGGCAAACUCUCCAAGGUUAUUGCUGCUUGAUGAGCCUUUUGGUGCCUUGGACGUUAUGGUGCGCAAAAACCUGCGAGCAGGUUUAAAGAAGAUUAUAUCGCGGCUGGGGAUUACUACCCUUUUUGUGACACAUGACAAGGAUGAAGCAUUUGAUUUGGCGGACGAAGUUGCCAUUUUCCAUCGCGGUUCAAUCGCACAAAGUGGAGCAUCAGAAGACGUCAAGCGGGAUCCGUUGUCACCAUUCGUUCUCAAUUUUAUUCAUGACGUCAACAAAGUGCCGGCAAACUGCCAGCUGCUGCGGCGAAUGAAGUACUCCACACACAAGUCCAUGGCCAUGUUUCAGCCCAAGGACAUGGUCGUGCACACAGACAUGAAUGCGCCAGGUCCGCUCGCGCCAGCGACUGUCGCUGAACGGUACAACAUUGGGUUCAUGGUCAAGUACUCGGUCAAGUUUGACGACGGGGUGGAAGUGGAACUCCAUGCGAGCAGAGAGGACAGCAACGAGGGAGGCAGUCUCGACUUCGACGUUGGGCAGCGUGUGUAUGUGUUCGUGGACCCCAACGUGUUCAUGGACUUUGAGCCUGAAGAACUGGACGCCACUCCAGGCGCCACGCAAUGA
This is a messenger RNA of Ostreobium quekettii, 1326 nucleotides long. The record is from the annotation of a GenBank genome assembly. NCBI's taxonomy places the organism in Eukaryota, Viridiplantae, Chlorophyta, Ulvophyceae, Bryopsidales, Ostreobiaceae.